AUGGGUCAUGACAUCCACGCGAGCAUCACCUACAUUCGCCGCGUUUCACUCAAAAUGAUCAUGCUGACCGGGACCGUUGUCUGCCUCGUCGUCUACAUAUGUCCGUUUCGAGCUCUCCGGUCCAGCCGACUGUUCCUUUCCAGAUCUCCGACGGCUUCUUUCCAACGAAAGACUGAUCCAUCAGGCAGAACUCUUCCGUCAUAACUGGUGCGUCGAGACUGAACAGAAGGAGAAACGACUGGAAAUCAACGAGGUACGCUGGACGUCGAUGCUGCCUUGUGAUCUGAUGAGGUUUACAGAAGAACCGCCUGUUCGACACUUCUCUCCUUGAGGAAAACAUUGACGAUCCGAGCGAUCCAAGUGAGAACUUUGAAGUCGGGGCUGCUUUUGGAAAGUUUGAAUGUUUUAAGAUUCUGCCGGCUCCCCCCAUUUGACGAACACUGAUGACGCGGAUGGAGAUGGUAAUGAGAACUGUAUAAUUGGGAAGAAACCGAAUUCCAUUUCAGAAGAGCUGCUCGGACUCCUUCCGCGUGACAAACUCGCGGCGUUCCCCAAUCCGAUCCGAAUGAGAGUUGGAUGUUACAUGUUAGUUUUAUUCGAAAUUGGUUCGUACAAAGUUUUGUCGUUCAGUCUUCUGAUUAUCACGAUGAUUCUGAUUUGGCUCUUACUGCUCUGCGAGUACACUUUCUCCACAACCGGACAGAACAGUCGUCGGGUGCUCAGUGACGAUAACUUUUCGUUCGCUCGACUUCUCGAAAUCCUGAAGGCACAUAACAGAGUGAUGGAUGUCAAAGGUAAUGGCGACGACUGAAACGGGGUCCCCAGUAAUUCACCGUGAUUUCAGCGGGUCAAAGUGGAUAUCAGUGGAUGCACAAGUGUUUCGGACAAAUGGAAGAUCUGAAGUCGGCGCUGAGCAGCAGUGUGAUGACCACGAUCAAAGUUUUCGUGUGGGAACGGAGUCUCGGCGCCAGCAUCGUGCCCAUUUCCGUUCCCAUUCUCUCGCUCGCCCUUCUCAUGGAUCUUGCCAUUCAAGGCGUCUACUUCAGCCGAAUGGACCACAAAACGAAAGAGACCAACGGAAGUGAGACGGUCCUUUGCUCAGCUAGGUACACUUUAUGUUUUCAGAAACGUACAUUUACUUGUACAAUGUCAGCUACCAGUUCCUGCUCUCCUUCUUCGUUUUCACCAUAUUCUCGGCGUCCUCACUGAUGGCCGAACAGUACUUUUCGAGGCCCGAUCGGCAUGUAAUCUGCCCGGGAGAUGAGCGAUACUGCACAAAAUAA
Molecule: messenger RNA, 1283 nt
Organism: Caenorhabditis sp. 36 PRJEB53466
Lineage: Eukaryota; Metazoa; Nematoda; Chromadorea; Rhabditida; Rhabditidae
Source: the annotation of a GenBank genome assembly